Caenorhabditis briggsae is the source of this 579-nucleotide messenger RNA. It is a transcript of the gene Cbr-lec-10, whose product is annotated as Protein CBR-LEC-10. The transcript has 3 exons. NCBI's taxonomy places the organism in Eukaryota, Metazoa, Nematoda, Chromadorea, Rhabditida, Rhabditidae. The record is from RefSeq and is a predicted model, not a curated record. The coding region runs from base 1 to 579 and encodes 192 amino acids. Gene Ontology annotation, molecular function: galactoside binding; carbohydrate binding.
AUGCACUCCUAUCACAACCCUAGUGUCCCAACGGCUCUCACCAUCUUCGAACCACUCCAAGACGGAUCCACCGUCUCUGUUCAUGGACAUGUUCGUCACGGACAUCAUAAGAACUUUUCCGUAGAGCUUUUGAGUGGACCAAACAUUGUUCUCCAUGUCAAUUUCCGUUUCCACCAUUCGCACAUGGUUGCCAUGAACUCUCAAUUCAACGGAAUGUGGGGACCAGAAAUCAGUCACAGAAACCCACUUCACCACUCUGAGCAUUUCCAUCUUACCAUCAAGGUCCAUAUGGGAUACUACCAUAUCGCUGUCAACGGACACCAUCUCGCUGACUACCCACAUCGCUACCCAUAUCAAUCCGUUCAAGCCGUCGGACUCAAGGGAGACGUUCACGUCGACAAGGUUCACUUUGAAGGAUUCCACUUCCAACGUCGUUGGGAUGGACACAUUGACCACGGACACUCUGGAUACAAUGCCUAUGGGACUGAAACCUACGUGGCUCCAGUGUUCAUUCAACCAAACUUUGCUCCAUACGGUGCUCCACCACCACUAGUCCAAAACUACAAUCCAUACAGAUAA